Molecule: messenger RNA, 1373 nt
Organism: Daucus carota subsp. sativus
Lineage: Eukaryota; Viridiplantae; Streptophyta; Magnoliopsida; Apiales; Apiaceae
Product: E3 ubiquitin-protein ligase RSL1
Exons: 2
Coding region: 127-1119 (330 amino acids)
Biological process (GO): positive regulation of proteasomal ubiquitin-dependent protein catabolic process; ubiquitin-dependent protein catabolic process; protein polyubiquitination
Cellular component (GO): cytoplasm; ubiquitin ligase complex
Molecular function (GO): ubiquitin conjugating enzyme binding; zinc ion binding; ubiquitin protein ligase activity
Source: RefSeq, a predicted model, not a curated record
CGAAACAAAAAAGGGUCCACUUCACUUCCUCACUAUAAAUUCCUUAUUCUCCCUUCAUAAAAUAAAACCAAACCCCCCUUUCAUCACUCCUCACAGACACAUACACACACUCUCCUGUAUCUAUCCAUGACGACACAGGCUAAUCCGGCCGAGAUCGUCGAAAUUCCCGACGACGAUCACCUCCCCAUCUCCGUUCCGGCGGACCCAGCGAAAAAACCGGCGGUGGGGGCCCACAAAGAUGAUGCUAUCCCAGUUGAGAGCUACUACCAGUCAAUGGAGAACAGAGACUUCGCUCUGGCUAUCAUGUCUUCAAUCUUCCCGAAAUCUUCGCGGAAUGUCAAGAAAAGGGUGUUCAUUGAUCUUUCACGCGAGAUUGAUGAUGGUGAUGAUGAUGAUGUCAUGGUUCUUGACUCGUUUCCUUCUCGGAGGCGAAAGCGUGGUGUUGGAAUAACUAAGAACCCCAAUUUUGAGCACGGGGAGUCGUCUAAUCGACAAUCCGGUGUGUUUGUGUGUGAGAUAUGUGUUGAUGAGAAGAAUUUUAGUGAGAAAUUUGCGAUUUCUGGGUGUGAUCACUCGUAUUGUAGUGAUUGUGUUUGUAAGUACAUUGCGAGUAAGCUUGGGGAUAAUAUCCCGCAGAUUACUUGUCCUGUUUCGGGGUGUUUGGGGCUGUUGGAGCCCGAGGAUUGUCGUUUGAUUUUGCCCCCGGAGGUGUUUGAUCGGUGGGGGAAGGCGUUGUGUGAGGCUGUGAUUCUUGAUUCGCAGAAGCUUUACUGUCCGUAUAAGGAUUGCUCUGCGAUGUUGGUUAAUGAUGGGGGGAUGGCAAUUGCGUUGUCGAAUUGUCAGUAUUGUGAGAGGUAUUUUUGUGCACAGUGUAAUGUGCCGUGGCAUUUGGGGAUGGAGUGUAGGGAGUUUCAGAGUUUGAAUAAGGAUGAGAGGGAGGCGGAGGAUAUCAUGCUAAUGCAGCUUGCGAAGAAUAAUAAGUGGAUCAGGUGUCCUAAAUGCAGGUUCUAUGUCGAAAAGUCUUAUGGUUGCUUAUUUAUUCGGUGCAGGUGUGGAUAUGCUUUCUGUUACAAUUGUGCAACUCCUUUGAUAAGCCACCGAUGUCCUAAAUGCAAUUGAGCAAUGAAUACAGGGAGGCAAGCCGUAGGUACCUCUGAUGAGAUAAUGACUGUAGUACCAACUAUUUAGAAAUUUACUUAAAUGGAAGCAUCAAUGUGAUCCUCUGUAUUUAAUUUAGCUUUUAUGCAAUGUAUGAUCUAUUGCAGGUGUUCAGUGUUCUAUGUAUACUAAUAUCUAUAUAAGUAGAUGAAGUGAAAGUUGUGUCGAUCUGUACAAAUUUUCUUAUAUAUUAAAUAUUGAUAUGUUGACUUGGA